Tripterygium wilfordii is the source of this 667-nucleotide messenger RNA. RefSeq names its product mini zinc finger protein 2-like. The coding region runs from base 101 to 346 and encodes 81 amino acids. Lineage: Eukaryota; Viridiplantae; Streptophyta; Magnoliopsida; Celastrales; Celastraceae. Gene Ontology annotation, molecular function: transcription cis-regulatory region binding; DNA-binding transcription factor activity. Gene Ontology annotation, cellular component: nucleus. The transcript has 2 exons. Gene Ontology annotation, biological process: regulation of developmental process; regulation of DNA-templated transcription. The record is from RefSeq and is a predicted model, not a curated record.
CCCCCCCCCCCCCCCCCCCAUACUCUCUCUCUCUACUUUAUGCCAAUUUCUGAUUCAGGGUCAUCGAGAAAGAGAUCAAUUUGGGGUUAAUUGCUACAACAUGAGGAAGCGUCAAGUGGUAGUGAGAAGAGAAGAGCCAUCAACAACAUCAUCCUCAAUCACAAUCAGGAUUGUGAGAUAUGGAGAGUGCCAGAAAAAUCAUGCGGCAGGUGUCGGAGGAUAUGCCGUCGAUGGGUGUACAGAGUUCAUGGCAAGUGGAGAAGAAGGGACAGAUGGUGCACUCACUUGUGCUGCUUGUGGUUGUCACAGGAACUUCCAUAGAAGGGAAGUGGAGACUGAAGUGUAAUAGUUUUUAGGGUUUGAUGACAAGAUUAAUCUCCGGCAGCCGGAGCAAGAAAGACAGAGAAGAAACGAUUUGCGAACUUGGUCGAUGGUUGAGUUCAGAUUCAGUGGUGUGAGGUUGUAUAUAGCUUGAAGAAAUUAUGAGUGGAGCAAAGGAAUUCAAUGAUGAUGAUGAAAUAUGGUAAUUUAAUUUGAUGUUUGAUUGUAAUAAAUAAUCUAUGAUGAGAUUUUAUUAUCUUUAUCUGGAAAUCCUAUGGACAGUAAUUUAUUAAAAAUCAUCUUCAUCUUCUUAAAGAAAGCAAAUUAAAGAAGUAGAGAUUCUUGA